CAUGGCAACGGCGCAUCUCGGACCUAUUCUCUGGCGAAGAAUCCAAAUCAUAGGUCCAUUCCGCCUUCGCAUACACAGUCUGAGCUGCAGUGAGGCGCUGAGAAAUAUCUCCAAAACUCGUCCAGUUCCACUGCUUCAAAACGCGGCGGAGUCUCAUGAGCUUCUCCUCCAGGUUGCGCAUCCCAUAGAGGUGCGUAGCCUGCUGCCAGGAGGCUCUAACAGUAUCGUAGUAAGAAUGGUGGCGGACCCACAUGUUCUGGAAGCGGAAAGACGCUCGCCGGGGGGAAAUAGAGAACCGACAACGAAUCAAAAGGGGGGCAUGGUCAGAUCCAAUUCGAGAAAGGUGCGUUACAACCGUGGUCGCAAACACCCUCGGGAUGAGGUUGGGGAAGUGACGGGAGACCAGUUGCAAUCUUGGCGAUGCCACGAGGUCACACUGAAGACAACCGAGGCACAACAUAAGAGGAAGAAGGACGACCUGCCUGAGUGCUCCCACCGGGAGAAGAAACAAGAAUUGGGGAUGAGCUCCGAAGACGAACUUAUGGAAGUAGAGUUGAUAGAGGGGAGUCCGGAGAAGAUAACAAAGGUAGGUCGCCAUUUGGCGGCUGACAUACAAGGCAUGUUGAUUGCAUUAUUGAAGGAGUUCUCGGAUGUCUUCGCCUUUUCAGCUGACGACCUCACAGGAAUCGAUCCCGGGGUGGCGGAGCAUCGAUUGAACAUUGAUUCAACUAUGAGACCAGUGAAGCAAAAGAGAAGGCACUUUGGUGCCGAGCCAGAUGUGGUUAUCGAAGCAGAGGUGGAGAUGCUAUUGAAGGCGGGGCAUGUGCGACCCAUUCAAUUCCCGGAGUGGUUGUCCAAUUCAGUUAUGGCUGACGAGAUGGCGAAGUGUUACAUCUUGGCAUCUUUGUCAAAUGUACUUCAACAUCAACAUCAGUCUAUGAACACUGCAGUAGAGAUGCUCCUCAAUCUCAAGGAGUUAUUUGGUCAUCAGUCGCGGGCUGCCCGACAAGAGGCCAUGAGGGUUCUAAUGAACAUGACCAUGCGCGAGGGCACUCCCGUAAGGGAACAUGUUCUUGCUAUGAUGGCCCAGCUGAAUGAGCUGGAGGUUCUUGGGGCUUUUAUUGACGGGGAAACCCAGGUUGAUAUAGUGUUCCAGUCUUUGCCGAAGAGCUUCGAGCAAUUUCGGUUGAAUUAUAACAUGAAUAAGAUGUUAAUGACUCUUCCGGAACAUGUCUCUGAACUUCAGUCGGCAGAGGGCCUGUUUCGUCAGAAGACCCAAGCUAUGGUGGCCCAGCGGGGAGAAGCUUCCAUUUCUAAGGAUCCUAAGGGCAAGAAGAGGAAGAAGUCCGCAGGAAAGGGCAAGGCAGUCAUGAAUGACGCGCAACCUCGACAGAAUGUGAAGAAGCCGAAAGGCAAGUGCCACAAUUACCAGCAGAAAGGACACUGGAAGGCAAACUGCCCUUCCCUCAAGAAGUUCGACAAAUGUACACCUUUUGCUUUAGUCAUUGAAACAUGUUUAGCGGUGUUAUCUACCAGUACUUGGUGUGUAGAUACAAGAGCCACUGAUCAUGUCUGCAAUUCAUUGCAGGG
Messenger RNA from Striga hermonthica, 1590 nucleotides. Lineage: Eukaryota; Viridiplantae; Streptophyta; Magnoliopsida; Lamiales; Orobanchaceae. The record is from the annotation of a GenBank genome assembly.